AUCGGAACAUCCCUACCCACUGCAGACAGACAAGCACAAACUAGUUUUGCUACAAUCUAGAAAGAAGAGAUUUUUACAUUUUUAUUGUGAAACUUCAGUUCUAUUCUACUGUGCAAGUGCAAAUUGAUUGUGCGUUUCAAUCAGAUCUUUUUGAUAUUUUAAAACAAAAGCAAUUAGAGAAAUGGCUAAGGGUAAAAAUAAGGAUAAAAAGAAGAGUGAAUUGCCCAGUAAAGGUGAAACAAGUGCAAGCUCCUCUGCAAUCACUGAACCUUCUACAUCAAGACAAGAAACUCCAGCAGUGGAAAAAGGAACCACUGGAGGAGUUCAUCAAAAGAAAGAACAAACUAUUAUAUGUGAAGCACCUCCGCCGGCUGAACCUAAACCUGAGCCUCAGCCUUCGCCCGCUCCAGUGGCGGUAGAAUCGGUCGAAGAAGAAUUUGUUGGCUUAGGUCUUGGAUCUUCAAAAAAGAAAAGACCACGUAAAAAGAAGGAGGCAAUAUCAGCGCCUUCAACCUCCGCUCCGGUUAUAGCUGCGCCAGUUGUUCAAGCAGUUGCGGUUACACAACCACCCUACGUGCAAGCUGCGCCUCGGGAGGCACACGCAUCUGUUAUAUCUCAGCCCAGGGGAUGGGGAACACACUCACAAGGUCCUCCGCAACAAGGUCCUCCGCAACCAGGUCCUUCGCAACCAGGUCCUUCGCAACAAGGUCUUCCGCAGCAAAGUCCUCCAAUACGAGGCCAUCCGCAACAAGGCCCUCCGCAGCAAGGACCUCCAGUACGAGGCCCGCUGCAACAAGGCCCUCCGCAACAACGCCCACCGCAAGCAGACCCUUACUCGCAAACAGCCGGUGGUGGUCGUGGUCGCGGUGGUGGUCGCGGACGAGGCGCAGCACCACCAUCAUAUACUCAAGAUCCGAGACCAGGGCCAGCAUCUGUGCCAUUGAUUGCCCAAGGUGACGUGCACACUAAAGGGGGCACCCCACCCAAAAUUCCUGACAAAAUCGUUGGUCGGACUGUGUCAGCACAGGAAAUUCGUCUCCUGACAAAUUAUCUUCCGAUGACUUUCAAACCAUUGAUAAUUAAUCGGUACGAUGUUAUCUUCACACCUGAUAGACCAAAGAAAAUGCUUCCGAAAGCAUUCCUCGCGGCCAAAAAUAAACUAUUUCCGAAAAGUUUGAUUGCAUUUGAUCAAGUGAAGAUUUGUUAUGCUUUGGAACCCCUAUCUCAUGUAACUCAAACUGAGCGUUUAAGUAAAACAGUCGAAAUAGAGGACAUCAAUGGAAAGCUGAUGACUUUCGAAGUCAGUUUAAAGGGAACCGGUGCUGUUAACUUGGGACAUAUUCACAAUCACAUGGCCCAAGGUGGCUCUUCCCAUUUUACUCCAACCGACGUAAUCCAAUGCAUAGACGUCAUUCUUCGCCAGGGAACAUUGGAGUCUUAUGUAAAGUCUGGGCGACAAUUUUUCAAGCGACCAAACACUCCAAUAUAUCUCGGUGACGGAUUGGAAAUGUGGACUGGAUUGUUCCAGUCUGCUAUUUUCACUUCUAGUGCUUUUAUCAAUAUCGACGUCGCACAUAAAGGUUUUCCGAAGGCGCAACCGCUAGUAGAUGCGCUGGUUAAUGACUUUAGACUGGAUACGAAAAUGCCUGUCGAACAACAAAGAGGCCGCGGCGUCGAUGCUUUCAUGAGCUUCAUAAAGGGCCUCAAGGUGAUGGCGUCGGUCGGUGGGGAUGAAUCAGCAACAGGCCUGAAGCGCGAAUUCAUUUGCAACGAUCUAGUGAAGUCACCACGCGAAACGAGGUUCACUAGAACGGAGAAUGGCAAAGAAGUCACUAUGUCUGUCGAACAAUACUUUUACCAAGAAAAGAGACUUAGAUUAAAAUACCCGCACCUUAACUGCGUAUGGGUAGGACCUCGAGACAAGAACAUUUUCUACCCCAUGGAGUUGUUAACGGUGUCUUAUGGUCAGGUCGUGAACAAGCAGUUGAACGAAAUGCAGCUUUCCACUAUGGUGAGGGAAGCGGCAACGCCACCUGACAUACGCAAGCGCAAGAUUGAAGAAGUGAUAAGCAGUAUGAAUUACUCCAACAAUGUAUACUUCAAGAAGUUCGGCUUGGAAAUUGGAAAAGAAUUCAUCGAAGUGAAAGCGAAAGUACUUAAGGCUCCAGUAUUGGAUGUCGGCGGUGGUCAAACCAUUCUUCCACGAAGAGGCGCAUGGCAAGCUCAGCGGCUUUUUAAAGCUGAGAAUUUGGAUUCGUGGGCGUUCAUUGCGCUGGACCUCGAUCCACGCGCAAGUAACUCGGAGACUAUUAUCUCUCUGUUGCAGAGAGAAGGCAGUAGAUUAGGCAUGAGAAUCGCCACACCGGCUGCCGUAGUGCACAACGUGAGGAUCACAGAGCUGUAUAGUCGUCUGAUGACUUUCGCGAAUUCCAAAAUAAAAUUCGUCGUUAUCGUCGUUGCAACUCGAGGAAAGGAUUAUUAUCAUAAGGUGAAACAAGCAGCAGAGCGAGAAGUUGGCAUACUGACACAGUGUAUCAAGGAGUUCACGGCAUCGAGGAAGAUGAACCCUCAAACAGCUAAAAAUAUUUUAUUGAAGAUUAACUCCAAACUUAUGGGGAUCAAUCAAGCCUUGGACCGUUCGUGCACGCCGCGAAGCUUGCGAGACGAAGACGUCAUGGUGGUAGGCGCUGACGUCACACAUCCUUCCCCAGAACAGUCAACGGUACCAAGCAUCGCAGCUGUGGCGGCAUCGUUUGAUUCAAAAUGCUUCAUGUACAACAUCCAACUGAGUGUACAAACGCCGAAGAAAGAAAUGAUAGUCGAGUUCGAGGAUAUGAUGCUGGAACACCUUCAGCUCUACAAGCAGAAGAACAAUGUUCUGCCUAAGAAGAUAUACGUCUUCCGUGACGGAGUUUCCGAAGGACAAUUUGAGCAGGUGAUGAGAAGCGAACUGGUUGCCGUUCACAAUGCCUACCGACGACUGUCGCAAGUGAAACCUGAAGUGUUGUUCCUAUUGGUGCAGAAGAGACAUCAUACUCGAUUCUUCGUGCCGCAAAGCUCUAACAACGUAGAACCGGGUACAGUAGUUGACACUACUAUUGUUCAUCCUCGAGAGUUGGACUUCUAUAUGGUGUCCCACCAAGCCAUAAAGGGCACAGCUCGCCCCACCCGCUACCACGCCUUGUGCAAUGAUGGCGGAAUCCCGCACGACGAAGUGGAACAACUGACCCAUUUCCUCUGCCACCUUUAUGCGUGCUGCAUGCGCUCCGUGUCGUACCCCACACCGACUUACUACGCCCAUCGCGCUUGUCUGCGUGCUCGGUCUCUUACAUACGGCGAAAGGUACGACAAUCACGAGCUGGAGAGGAAUCCGAAGCGCCUUCGUGUUCUCGACAGAAUGCUUUCGUACAGCCGCAUGUUCUUCGUAUAAAAACAACGAUCCUCUCCUGUUAUACCGACCUACAAUCCCUUUUAAAUUAUGCUAUUUUGAGUUACAUCAAAACUGUUAAAUGGCAGCACAAAAGGAACAUUGUAAUAAACAAAAAUUAACAUGUUUGAAUUGAAAUACAGGUUCUGAUUUAAAAUACAACUUUUAUGCAAUGUGGUGGAAUUAUAAAUUUGUCAUAUCCAUGAGCAAUUUUAUUUCUUGAAUGCAUUGGAUGACUGUUAUAUAAUGUAAAAAGAUAAGUGCGUAAAUUAAAUAGGGAUUUGGUAAACGGCUUUUUUUUAUUUAAUCGUCAAACGCCAGAGUUGGAAAGGUAAAAAUCCAUGUCUCUUUUUAUUUUUUUCUAUUUUUCAGUCAGGUAUGUAGAUAAAGGGAAUAAAGUGAUAAUAUACAAAUGUAUAUACAUAUUACGGGAGAGUUAAAAUAUAGUUCCAAGAAACACAAGGAAUAAAAUAGAAAUACGGCCUAGACAACGCCCUAACUUGAAAUUUUAAAUAAGAACGAUGUUCAUAUUAGCACCCAAAUUAUUUAAUACAUUACCGGAUGCUGUUAAAGAAUUACAUUGUAGACGAUUUAAAAUGAAAUUGCACAAUUUGUUACUCAAAGCUACUACAAUAUUGAUCAUUUUUUUACUUGAUAACAAAAUGUAAAAUUUAACUAUGUAUAUUAUAUUUUUGACUGUUGUUUGUUUAUGCUUGUGUUAAUUUAACUUUAAUACAUACUACAUCGAAAAUACAAAAAAGAAUGGUGUAAAAUGUUCGCAUGACAAGGUUAUGGUCAAAUGUACGAUCUAAUAUAAUAUACUAUAAGACCUGCAAUGUUAACUACAUUUUUCAGCGAAUAAAUGUCUUGUAUCUAGUGAAAUCGUCAACAUCUCUCGUACUUGCAAGCAAUGGCAGCCAAAGUGACGUCAUUGGAUGCGUAAAAUUAACAACACAACCUUUAGUAUCUACAUACAGUUCUUGAAUAUUUUGCAUUCUUUACUCGCGAAAAAAUGUGGGAGAGUGGCUGCAGUACCUUACACAUAUUAAAGUUUAUUUUUCAUUGUUCUUUCGUCGUGUUUUGUCGUCGUUACGUUUACGCCAUUAUUCUUUAAUAGUUAUGUAAUUUAAAAAUAUAUAUGUAUUACUUAGAGUCUAAAAAUGCAACAAAAAUUCGCAAAUAUUAUCGCUGUAUUCCCUUGGACCGUCGAUAUUAAGAUUUACUUCUGAACGGUAUUCUGAAAAUUAAGAUGUAACCGAUUAUUACAGGGAGUUGAAAAUGGUUGUUGUGUGAAAAUGUUCAAAUUGUUUCUUUUACAAAUACGUAAUCGUGUAUUUCAAUAUUGUUCAUGUCGUUUGAACAUAGAAUCUCUUUUUCACAUUCUACUUGUAUAUUAAGACAAUUGCUUUUGUUAUUUUUUGGAUUAGUUUAUUUACUAUUAAUGAUCACAGUGUUAGGCUCAAUUUACAUGCCACGGAAUGAACUUAAUAGCAUAAUGAACUUUAUAAAUCAAUUGGGUAACGUACAAAGCAGAUACGCUACGGUAGCUGCGGAAAUUCUCGAGACAUCGCAAGAAUUCGCCCGAACCUGUUUAUUGACUUCAAUCUAAUUUUUACAAUUGACAAAGUUCAUUGUGGUAUGAUUACAAAAAAUCGGUUUCAUUCAGGCACGGAAGAAAAAAAACAAAGGAAGUGUCUUAAGCUUCGAUUACUACUUAGAGGAUAGAAAAAGUAAAGAGAUUACUGUCAGAACCUCUGUCGUUAAAACUCAAACAUUCGUAAUUUGAAACACUUUGAAAUGUUGAUAAUGAUUGAUCGCAGUUUUUAAUUUAAAAAGAAAUAACAAAUUCUGGAUUGUUAAUAUAAUUUAAAAUUUACCCUGUUGGCAUAUCAUUGAAUACCUACCUAUUAUUGCAAGUUAUG
Molecule: messenger RNA, 5349 nt
Organism: Hyposmocoma kahamanoa
Lineage: Eukaryota; Metazoa; Arthropoda; Insecta; Lepidoptera; Cosmopterigidae
Gene: Ago2
Product: protein argonaute-2-like
Exons: 22
Coding region: 182-3430 (1082 amino acids)
Molecular function (GO): protein binding; RNA binding
Source: RefSeq, a predicted model, not a curated record